This is a messenger RNA of Electrophorus electricus (electric eel), 3483 nucleotides long. RefSeq names its product HID1 domain containing a (gene hid1a). NCBI's taxonomy places the organism in Eukaryota, Metazoa, Chordata, Actinopteri, Gymnotiformes, Gymnotidae. The record is from RefSeq and is a predicted model, not a curated record. Gene Ontology annotation, cellular component: membrane; Golgi trans cisterna; Golgi medial cisterna.
CGCAGGAGGAGGGGAAGGGGGAUUCGACUGGAUUCUGGGCAACAGCACCGUAUCAUAUUAGAAAUAUUUACCAAAAUGGGAAACACGGAUUCAAAGCUGAAAUUUAGGAAAGCGGUAAUACAGUUGACUACAAAAACUCAGCCAGUGGAAGCAACUGAUGAUGCCUUCUGGGAUCAGUUCUGGGCUGACACUGCCACGACAGUGCAGGACGUGUUUGCCUUGGUCCCAGCUGCAGAGAUCCGAGCAGUUCGGGAGGAAUCCCCCUCCAAUCUGGCAACCCUAUGCUACAAGGCCGUGGAGAAACUAGUGCAGGGUGCUGAGUCUGGCUGCCCAAGCGAGAGGGAGAAGCAGGUGGUGCUGAACUGCACCCGCAUCCUCACCCGCAUCCUGCCCUACAUCUUCGAGGACCAGGACUGGAGGGGUUUCUUCUGGUCCACCGUGCCAGGGGCGGGCCGAGCAGGGGUGGACGAGGCGGAUGAGGAAGAUGAUGGAGCUCGUCCACUGGCAGAGUCUCUCCUCCUGGCCAUUGCCGACCUGCUCUUCUGUCCCGACUUCACCGUGCAUAGCCACAGGAGAGGAGGCCCGGACUCUGCUGAGGACAUGCAGUCCCUGGACAGCUGCGAGUAUAUCUGGGAAGCUGGGGUGGGCUUUGCACAGUCACCACCACUUAACUAUAUUCAUGACCUCAACAGGACCGAGUUGCUGCGGCUACUGCUGACCUGUUUCUCGGAGGCCAUGUACCUGCCACCAGCUUCCGAUGGUAAUGUGCUUAACCCAUGGGUCACCUUCUUCUGCUCCACAGAGAACAGGCACACCCUGCCCCUGUUUACUUCCUUACUCAAUGUGGUUUGUGCGUACGACCCCGUGGGCUACGGUAUACCGUACAACCAUCUCCUCUUCUCUGACUACCGGGAGCAGCUGGUAGAGCAAGCUGUGCAGAUCCUGAUCGUCACGCUGGAGCACGAGAGUGGCCAUGCCCACCGUGCUCCCUCCCCCACUAGCAUGGACGAGCAGGAUUGUGCAGGCCCACAUAACCUGUUUGUGAACUACCUGUCCAGAAUUCACAGGGAGGAGGAUUACGACUUCGUGCUGAAAGGCCUCGCCCGUCUUCUGAGCAACCCACUCACUCAGACCUACCUACCCAACUCCACUAAGAAGAUCCAGUUCCACCAAGAACUCCUGGUCCUCUUCUGGAAGCUCUGCGAUUUCAACAAAAAAUUCCUCUUCUUUGUGUUGAAAAGCAGCGAUGUGUUGGACAUCCUGGUGCCAAUCCUUUACUACCUAAACGAUGCCCGGGCUGACCAAUCCCGGGUCGGUCUCAUGCAUAUUGGGGUGUUUAUCCUGCUGUUGCUGAGUGGAGAGAGAAAUUUUGGCGUGCGCCUGAACAAACCCUACUCUCUUCAUGUCCCAAUGGACAUUCCGGUGUUCACCGGCACACAUGCUGACCUACUGAUUGUGGUUUUCCACAAGAUUAUCACUAGUGGACAUCAGCGUUUGCAGCCCCUCUUUGACUGCCUGCUCACCAUUGUAGUGAAUGUGUCCCCCUACCUGAAGAGCUUGUCCAUGGUGGCAGCCAAUAAGCUCCUACAUCUCCUCGAAGCAUUUUCCACUGGCUGGUUCCUUUUUUCUGCUGCUCAGAACCACCAUUUGGUCUUCUUUCUGCUGGAGGCAUUCAAUAACAUUAUCCAGUACCAAUUUGAUGGUAACUGUAACCUAGUAUACGCCAUCAUCCGCAAACGCAGUGUCUUCCACCAGCUGGCCAACCUGCCCACAGAUUCUGCAUCAAUCCAGAAGGCCCUCCAAAGAAAGAAGAAGUCCCCAGACACUAUAUCUCGCACCAACUCCCAGGAGAUGGUGUCCAUGGAGGGCUCUCGGCCGGCUGUCCCCGCUGAGCCUGGCACCCUCAAGGCCAGCCUGGUGGCCAUGCCAGGCAUUGAUAAACUUACAGAAAAGUCCCAGGUAUCAGAGGAUGGCACCAUGGUGGCAGUGCCCCAGACAGACUCGCCAGGCUCACCUGAGCAUGGUCCUGUGGCUGGUGCUAGCGACACAGAGUCCAACUCAGGAAGAGACAGUGAGACCCUCCCACAUUCUCGACAGGACGUCUUCUACACAGAGGCAGAGAUGGCUAGGAGGCGUCUGUCAAGUGCAUCAUCGGCUGUCACUUACUGGAACCCAACACCAGAGUGGGUUCUGUCCUGGAAGAGCAAGCUUCCUCUGCAGACCAUCAUGCGCCUCCUACAGGUCUUGGUGCCCCAGGUGGAGAAGAUCUGCAUUGACAAGGGACUGACCGAUGAGUCAGAGAUCCUGAAGUUCCUUCAGCAUGGAACCCUGGUGGGCCUCCUGCCCGUGCCUCACCCCAUCCUAAUCCGGAAGUACCAGGCCAAUGCAGGCACUGCCGUGUGGUUCCGUACAUACAUGUGGGGGGUUGUCUAUCUGCGUAAUGUGGACCCACCAAUCUGGUAUGACACAGAUGUCCGACUUUUUGAGAUCCAGAGGAUGUAAAUGGGGCGGAGUCUCGAUCUGCCCGUCACUGACUGAAGGGUGAGAGAGCAGCUGGUUGGUGAUCUCUAGCUUGGCUCUUCCCACACUGACAACCAUUUAAAGCAUAAAAAUCUUUAACCUGCAUCAUUUCAAUGCUGUAUCCUCUCUCUUCUCAUUAGUUCACUCCAGUAUACAGAGAGGAACAGUUUUUCUUGGACUCAGGUUCACUGACAUAGGUUUUCUGUAACAGUGGCCAUAUCUCUGUGCUGCCAUAAUUGGAUUGUGGGAAUGGAUGGUGUACAAAUGAUAAAGUUUCUAAAUAUAACCCUGCCCUCAUGAUAUUUGAUAAGACCAUAGAAUGUCUGACAGCUUAGGCCACUAAGACUUCUGAGACUUUAUAAAACAAUCCGUCACUGUGGAUGUAUGAAUGAGUUACGUACGAAAUGAGUUAAUGCUGUUUAUCAAACAUGUGUUAUAUAUUUGUUACAAAGAAAAUUUGAAAGUCUGAUGGUACCAAGUAUGCGCAAUAGUGAAUCGCGUUAGCGUGACGGUGUUGCCACAAAACUGCCACUAGAGGGCAGCAUAGCUACAGCUUUCUCUGCUUCGCUAUUUAAUUUUUUUUCCCUGAUUCUGUUUAGUGUACUCUAUAAUCCUUAUUGUGACUUUAGCUCUUGCGGGGAAUGUCAGAGAAAUGUCAGAUGUCUUUGAACUCUUUCAAUUUAACAUUUAAUGAGAAACCCAGAAAAAAACAGUAAAUGUCUCUGGCAACAGCCUAUGUGUUCAAUCAGUAUUCAACAGUAAACACUAAUAGCAAUUUAGCCAAUCGUUGUUUUGCUCUGUGUUAAAUAAGAAUUGUUUAUGGUGAACCAACAUUACUAUUUUUCUCUGCAUAUCAAUUUUGCUAAUGAGGUGGCCUACUGUAUAUACUGUGCUCAGUGUUAAAAGUAGAAAUUUUGCCUCAAUGUUAUAGAAUAAAUAAAUAAAUAAUGUUUAUAUAAUGUA